Phytophthora nicotianae INRA-310 is the source of this 2561-nucleotide messenger RNA. RefSeq names its product hydroxyacylglutathione hydrolase. Gene Ontology annotation, molecular function: hydroxyacylglutathione hydrolase activity. The transcript has 2 exons. The record is from RefSeq and is a predicted model, not a curated record. The coding region runs from base 54 to 833 and encodes 259 amino acids. NCBI's taxonomy places the organism in Eukaryota, Oomycota, Peronosporomycetes, Peronosporales, Peronosporaceae.
GAGCAGCUUACUAUCGAAAUCACUGAAGGAACGACACAGUAGAAUUCUUGACAAUGCAGGUGGAGCUCGUGCCGGUGCUCUCGGACAAUUACGCGUAUCUGCUGAUUCACUCUGCCACCCGCGUGGCAGCGGCAGUCGAUCCGGUGGAUGCUGCGAAGGUCUACAGUCGUGCCAAGGAGCUGCAAGUGUCCAUCUCUAUGAUCUUGACUACCCACUCGCACUGGGAUCACGCUGGCGGCAAUCGAGAGCUCGCUGACCUCAUUUACAAGCAUGAGAAUCGUCAAAUUCCGGUGGUCGGCGGACCUGGAGACGCCGUGGAAGCUCAGACGCAGACUGUGACUAGUGGAGACGUGGUUAAGGUCGGAGAUCUUGAUGUCAAGGUCUAUUUCACCCCGUGCCACACACGAGACCACGUGCUGUAUCAUUGCCAGGACGCUCUCUUCACGGGCGACACGCUGUUUAUCGCGGGAUGCGGUCGGUUCUUCAGUGGCAAUUCGGCAGAAAUGCACCACGCUUUGAAUGAGGUGGUGGCUAAGCUGCCGGAGGAGACAAAUAUCUAUUGCGGCCACGAGUAUACGGCGAGUAAUUUACGCUUUGCAGCUCAUGUGGAGCCGGAGAAUGAAGUCGUGCAGAAGAAGUUGGAGUGGGCCAUUGAGAAGACGAAGGACGGUGAACCUACAGUCCCAUCGUCGGUGAAGGAAGAGUUGGCGACGAACCCAUUCAUGCGUGUGACGGAAGCCAGUGUGCAGAAGUUUGCGAAUGGCGAGAAAGAUCCGAUCAAAGUGUUGGGAUUUGUCCGUGCUGCUAAGGACAACUUUGUCAUUGGAAAGUAGACGGUUGGAAAUGGGUCCACGAGCUGUAUGAAAACGCUGAGGUUGAUAUUUGCUGAACGACGAAGUGGCAAUGGACAUGUUAAGGGCUCAAGUUGAACAAAUCGAACCAUCAGAAUAUGAAAUUGUCUGGACAGCCAUACCGUACAAUCAAUACUAAUAUCCGAGAAAUUACUCGCAUCUAUCUAUCAGUAUAAGAAGGGUAAAGCCUGAUAGACAGGCAUUAACCUGAUGGACGUUUUAAACUCGGGCGAAGACACUGUUUCCAGCCAUCGAUAUUUUGUGCGCGCUCAAUAUUCAUUCUGCGCUGGUGCUCUACAAUGUCUUGUCUCCAGAAUCUCGACAUAAAACUCCUACCGCUCGACACACCUGUAGUACUAAUUACGGGGCGUGAAGAGUAUACUGUCGGACGUCCUUUUCAAGCGUCAUCGGGUUUCGUCGAAAUUCAUCCUGUGAGGAACGGGAUGGUCACACUUCGGAGCGCUACAAUGAAGAGCCAACAUCUGCUACUAGAAACUUUCAUGGAAUUCCUUCUGUCCUGAUGGAUCUGGACAACGCGACAAAAUUUGAUGUCAAAUUAUCCCAGAUUGGUGAUGUCGUUUUCCUUGAAAACUAACGAAUGGUUGGCUGGCUGCUCACGGAGGUAUCCAACUGAAUGCCGUCAAUGGUUAAUUUUAAAGCCGUGCAAAUUUGAUAUUACUGCCGCCAUCCUCGAGGAUGUAGCUAAGAAUGAUGUUUUGACCACAAGACCUCGAGUUAUCAUGCAUUUAAUCGCAAUGGGCAAGCCAAGCAAGAUUAUUGCUGAAAUUUUGACGCUAAUAUUCGGACCAGCUGAUGCAAUCGCCAGUACGGACAAGAGUGAUAUUGAACGCUGCAUGCAGGUACUGAAGUUGUUGAAUAACGGAAAACCGCCAGAGGACAUUGCUGGAUUCGUGAGUCUUCUGUAUGGCACAAACUCUUUCGUCGAGGUGAAAAAUGGAGAAAAACUUGAAAAUCGAAGUCAAACAACCGCAAAUUGGAAAUCUGGGGCAACAAGGUACUACCAGCCCAGACGUUGUGUACGACAAUUUAUGCUAAGUCUUGUCAGUUCAUGAUAACUCGACGGCGUCGAUUUUGCUCCAGUAGAUCUGCCUCUAGAAACUCCUGUUCCUGAUGAAUUCAGCUGGGGUGAUCAUGUGAAACAUCGGAUUGAAUUCCAGUUGACAGAUAUGGUUUGGUUGUCAUUCGAAACGCUGGUGAAACGGAAGAAUAUUUGAAACAUGGAGAAUGUCUGUUUGGUCCAUCACAAGAAAAUUCAAGAUAAAAGUGUCACUAGAUGGAAAUAUUGCUGUGCUAAACCCAUCAACUAAGUAUAUGCUAGAAAUUGAAGAUAAAGGCGCUGACAAGAUGUUUGUGUGUCAUACCACAUAUGAGGAGCCAACGCAAACUUUGUGGUUACUGCCCCUGGAGCCGUUGUCUUGGUCGGACUACAAAAUCUUGUCCUACAUCUUUCGCCGUCAACAGAUACUAAAACUGUUGGAUACGGGAAAAUCUUUGACUGAGGCUAGUAACAGGAUGGCUCUGUUGAACGCCUUGUAAAACUGACAAAUUCGCGUGAGUAGAUGAUGCAUUAAGGGCGUUACAACUGAAGGAAAACACAAGCAAGGAAAUGCAAGAAUCGAGCUACGAGCACGUUUCGACUUUUUUUUAUAAUCGAAUAAGCGUCUAGGUGACGAUUUCAUUUGUAAACGG